This is a messenger RNA of Maudiozyma saulgeensis, 894 nucleotides long. The record is from the annotation of a GenBank genome assembly. Lineage: Eukaryota; Fungi; Ascomycota; Saccharomycetes; Saccharomycetales; Saccharomycetaceae.
AUGUCUACCACCACUUCGAAAAAGAUUGCAAUUGUUACAGGUGCGUCUUCUGGUAUUGGUUAUGCUAUCACUAAGGAAUUAGCUCAACACGACUACAUCAUCUAUGCAUGUGCGAGAAGAUUAGAGCCAAUCCAACCAUUAGUCGAUGAAUUUUCCACUUCAAUCAUCAAACCAUAUAAACUUGAUAUUUCUAUUAUUGAUGAAGUUGUUGCAUUCAAAGAAUUUUUAGAAAAAGAGUUACCAGGCCAAAAAUUAGACCUUCUUUAUAAUAAUGCUGGUCAAAGUUGUACAUUCCCAGCCUUAGAUGUCUCAGAUGCUAACAUGCAAAAAUGUUUCCAAGUUAAUGUAUUUGGUCAUGUUAACAUGUGUCGUGAGUUAUCCAAAUAUUUGAUUAAUGCUAAGGGUACUAUUGUAUUCACUGGAUCAUUAGCUGGUAUAGUAUCAUUCCCAUUCGGAUCUAUAUAUUCUGCUACAAAAGCAGCUAUUCAUGCUUACGCUAGAGGUUUACAUCUAGAAAUGAAACCAUUCGGUGUACGUAUCAUCAAUGCAGUAACCGGUGGUGUUGAUACAAAUAUUUCUGAUACUAGACCAUUACCUGAAGGUUCAAUUUAUGAAUUCCCAGAAGGUAAAGAAGCCUUUGAAGGUAGACAACGUAUGGCUAAGAAUCAUCAUCCAAUGUCGGCUGAAGUAUAUGCUAAGAAAUUAAUGGGUGACAUAUUAAGUUCUAGAGAUCCUGUUGAUGUCUACAGGGGAACAAUGGCUACAUUUUUAGGAUUUGUUUCAUUGUUUGUUCCUUAUUGUAUAUUAGAGUUCGCAUUAAUUAAGAAAUUUCAUUUAACAAAAGUUUUCAAAGUAUUGAAGGAGAGAAAUGCUCAAGGUAAAAAACAAGAUUAG